Molecule: messenger RNA, 1283 nt
Organism: Musca domestica (house fly)
Lineage: Eukaryota; Metazoa; Arthropoda; Insecta; Diptera; Muscidae
Product: pancreatic lipase-related protein 2
Exons: 6
Coding region: 52-1041 (329 amino acids)
Biological process (GO): lipid metabolic process
Molecular function (GO): lipase activity
Source: RefSeq, a predicted model, not a curated record
GUUCAGUUCGUGAAUAAAGUCGUCUGUGGCAAUAUCAACAGUUGUGAGAAGAUGUCGCAACAGAAUUUAAAGUUUAUUUGGGUUUUCCUAGCCUUUGUCCUUAAAAGGGUCGAAUUAAUGAAUCUAAAUUCUCUAAUACAGAAGGCAAAUAUAUAUUACCAACAACCUCUUCAAAAUGGUACCCGGUUGGAGUUUCCCUUGGAUAUGAUAGAGGACUUAAAAGUGAAGACAGACAUUAAAGUAAUAAUCCACGGAUUUACAGGUAACCGCUUUCAUACCUCAAUACGACCACUUGGCCAAGCUUACAUGGCCCAGGGAGUUGACAACGUUUUCCUUGUGGAUUGGAGAGAUGCUGCGAAGUUGGAUUACUACACUUCACGAAAAGCUGUGGGCGAUGUUGGUAAACACCUAGGACAACUAUUGGAAAUGUUCUUUGAAAAACACCAGAUAAUGUUGUCCGAAGUCCAUGUGAUUGGCCACAGUCUGGGGGCUCAUAUCGCCGGAAAUAUAGGACGAUAUUUUAAUGGUUUAUUGGGUCGUGUUACUGGUCUAGACCCGGCAUUGCCACUGUUUUUGCCCAAUUCGCCGGAUAGUUUGCACCCGAGUGCAGCCGUCUUCGUUGACGUCAUUCACACCGAUUAUCCUGUGUUUGGUGAUAUAACACCUCGGGGAACUGUUGACUUCUAUCCCAACUUUGGCCAUACACCACAGCGAGGUUGUGAGGGCGUGGACAUUGUAACUGCCAGUAAGUUGAUUGUGGACGCUUACAGUUGUAGUCAUAAUCGUGCUGUCCUCCUUUAUGCAGAGUCCAUUGGUUUGCCGAACAAUUUUCCAUCUAUGCCUUGUACACUAAAAGCCAUAAAAAUGCAUAUGUCCUCAAAAUGUAUGGGCCCAACACCCGGGGUAUCCGUAGAUGAGAUCGGGGAUAGUGUGGUUUAUAUGGGCGAAUAUGUUUCCAAGAGCUCAAGCGGUAUAUUUUAUUUAUCUACUUAUGGAACGCCACCUUUUGGCAUUGGCAUGUACACACCACAGCAUGGAUGAUGUCGUUGAUGGUUGAAUUCGUUAUGGUUGAUGUCUUCGCUACGACGUGUAAUGGGUCUAAAUAGUUUUUCCUUUACCUAAUGUAGAUGGUGCUAUUUAUGUUUGAAGAUAAAUCAAAAUAUAAAUUAUGUUUUGUGUCUUUAUCGUUAAUGUAGAAAAUAGUUUUGAAAACAUUUUAUGUAGAAACUAAUAGACAUCAAUUGUUUAAUAAUAACAACAACUACUGUUUGCCGUCACUAUCA